AUGUCGGGCAUCACCGACUUCCUCGGUCGGGCCAUCAGCACGGUCAAACAGGCCAUCGACGCCGACAACGCCGCCGAGUACGAGAAGGCGUUCAACCUCUACACAAAGUCCCUCGAGCUCUUCGUCCUCGCCGUGAAAUGGGAGAAGAACCCGAAGUCGAAGGAGCUCAUCCGCCAGAAGACGGCCGAGUACAUGGACCGCGCCGAGAAACUCAAAACGUACCUCGCGGAAGCCGAGCAGAAAAAGAGCGGGGGUGGAGGCGGCGGCGGCAAGCCUGGGGCCAUGGGCGUUAACGGCGGCGGCAAGGGCAAGGCGAACGCUGAUGAGGGCGACGAGGACAACAAGAAACUGCGAAACGCCCUGAGCGGUGCCAUUCUACAGGAACGGCCUAAUGUGCGGUGGGACGAUGUCGCUGGUCUCGAAGGCGCCAAGGAUACACUCAAGGAGGCCGUCGUGCUGCCUAUCAAGUUUCCCUCGCUUUUCCAGGGCAAACGCCAGGCGUGGAAGGGUAUUUUGCUGUACGGCCCGCCGGGAACGGGUAAGAGUUACUUGGCCAAGGCGGUCGCAACGGAGGCGAACAGCACAUUCUUCAGUGUCAGCAGUUCUGACUUGGUGAGCAAAUGGAUGGGUGAGAGUGAAAGGCUCGUCAAGGCUCUCUUCAGCAUGGCAAGAGAAAACAAGCCCUCGGUCCUCUUCAUCGACGAAAUCGACGCCCUCUGCGGACCCCGUGGCGAAGGCGAGUCCGAAGCCUCGAGGCGUAUCAAGACGGAGCUGCUGGUCCAGAUGGACGGUGUGGGCAACGACAGCAAGGGCAUCCUGGUGCUCGGCGCGACCAACAUCCCCUGGCAACUCGACGCCGCCAUCCGCAGACGUUUCCAGCGCCGCGUACAUAUCGGUCUGCCCGACGCCAACGGCCGCGCGCGUAUGUUCAAGCUCGCUGUCGGCGACACUGAGACGAAUCUUGGAGCGGACGACUACCGCGUGCUCGCCGAGAUGUCGGAGGGUUUCUCGGGCAGCGAUAUCUCCAACGUGGUGCAGCAGGCGCUGAUGGGGCCCGUGCGGAAGAUCAUUCAAGCGACACAUUUCAAGGCGGUCAUGGUCGACGGCGUCAGGAAACUCACCCCGUGCUCCCCCGGCGACCCGGAGGCCAAGGAGAUGACGUACCACGACGUCGACUCGGAGGAGCUCAUGGCGCCCAUCAUCGAGCUCAAGGACUUCAAGCAGGCGCUCAGGGACUCGCACCCUACCGUUUCUGAGGACGACGCCGCCAAGCAAAUAGAGUGGACCAACGAGUUUGGCAGCGAGGGCGCAUGA
Colletotrichum karsti is the source of this 1314-nucleotide messenger RNA. RefSeq lists its product as uncharacterized. Bases 1 to 1314 code for a protein of 437 amino acids. The record is from RefSeq and is a predicted model, not a curated record. The transcript has 3 exons. Gene Ontology annotation, biological process: endosomal transport; vacuole organization. Gene Ontology annotation, molecular function: ATP binding; ATP hydrolysis activity. Lineage: Eukaryota; Fungi; Ascomycota; Sordariomycetes; Glomerellales; Glomerellaceae.